This is a messenger RNA of Linderina pennispora, 1416 nucleotides long. RefSeq lists its product as uncharacterized. The transcript has 4 exons. NCBI's taxonomy places the organism in Eukaryota, Fungi, Kickxellomycota, Kickxellomycetes, Kickxellales, Kickxellaceae. The record is from RefSeq and is a predicted model, not a curated record. Bases 1 to 1416 code for a protein of 471 amino acids.
AUGAACACCAAGUUUAGCAUCACUACUAUUGCUCUCGCGGCGCUGGCGUCUGCGACUGUCCACGAGGCUAUGCCCAACUAUGACAACGCGGCAAUGGUCACUGUGCGUCCCUACAAGCGCAUGCUGGAGUACUUCCAUUACGGUCGUGUCAGCUACGAAACCAACUCCGAGACACCCCCUACCAGCACUUUUCCUAGCACGACCCCCACCACUCCAGGUGGUGGUUGUGAGGGAACCACCUGCACUCCGACUACCACCCCGACCACCACUCCUGGCGGUGGUUGUGUAGGAACUACCUGCACUCCGACUACAGUUCCGACCACCACUCCGGUUACCACUCCGACCACCACUCCGGUUACCACUCCGACCACCACUCCUGGCGGUGGCUGUGUAGGAACUACCUGCACUCCAACUACCACUCCAACUACUACUCCGGGCGGCGGCUGCCAGGGAACCACCUGCACUCCGGUUACCACUCCGACCACUACUCCUGGUGGUGGUUGUGUAGGAACUACCUGCACUCCGACCACCACUCCGACCACCACUCCGACCACCACUCCGACCACUACUCCUGGCGGUGGCUGUCUCCGACCACCACUCCGACUACUACUCCAGGCGGCGGCUGCCAGGGAACCACCUGCACUCCGGAUUACCACUCCGACCACCACUCCUGGCGGUGGCUGUGAAGGAUCUACCUGCACUUCAACUAUGACUAUCACUACCACCCCAGGCGGCGGUUCGGCAAUAAUGUUUAUUCAGCAACACCUCCGGAUAUCGAGCCUUCGUGUGAAUCCACCUAUCACGAUCACUCUGUCUCUCACUGAGGCUAUUACGGUGCCAACCACUAUCACGGUGCCGACAACCGUGGCUCAGACGUCGACAGUUACUACAACGGCUGUCCAGAGCGUCACCGAGACGCAAACCGUUCCUACUACUGUGACGCAGACCGAGACCGUGACAUCUGUUAUUCCAACAACAAUCUACAAUACUGAGACCGUCACCAGCACUUCAACAACACUGUCACGGAGACCCAGACAGCGACAGUCACCAAUACCCAGACCUGUUGUCAACACUGCCACUGCUACUGAGACCCAAACGGCGACCGUCACCAACACAGCCACCGUUACCAAUACCCAGACGGUCAACAACACGGUCACGGACACAGAGACAGUCACAGUCACACCUCCUGCUCCAGCCCCGAGCACCGAGACCCAGACGCAGACUUUGACGAUUACUGCCCCGCCCCCAGCUCCCAGUACAGAGACCCAGACCGUGACCGCCCCUUGUGGAACUGUGACUGCAACGGUUACCAUUACGCCACCUGCUCCAGCUCCCAGCACCGAGACCAUUACCAGCCACUGCUACAUCCACAAAUGUCAUCACUACCACUGCGCCGCCACCCGCGCCCAGCACUGA